AUGAGUUAUUGGAAAAGAUUGCUCCCACACUUGAGGACGCUGCCUGAAGAUGUUACUUCUGAGCUUGCUAGCGAGGUUACGAGUGAAAAAGAGGACCACGCUUUACUGACUAAUAAAGAGGAAUCUUUUGUUACUUACUCAAACCUUAAAGACGAAGUAUCGUUCGUUGGUUCGGGGCUUAACCAAAUUAGAAAAGGAAUUCCUUAUGAACUAAGAGAUGAGGCAGGCCGUAAAUGGUGGAAAUUCUUUGAUGAAUACGAAUACAGAUUUAAUAAAGAGUACAAAAAAUCAAGAUUUUGGUAUGAGUUUCUUUAUCCUAAUCAUACCACUCGAGGUGCAGCGGAAAGAAAAUUGUUGUACAAACUUGACGCCCUCAUUGCGCUUUACUUUUUAAUGUUGUCAUGGUCACAUUCUGUUGAUUCGUAUAAUUUUACAAAUGCCUAUGUAUCUGGCAUGAAAGAAGAUUUGAAUAUGAAGGGUAACGAUUAUGUCCAUACCACGACAAUUGCUAAUGUCGGUGCCAUCGUGUUUCAGCUACCAUUUAUGUUUCUUUUACCAAGAUACUCUUCCCAUUUGAUACUUCCGUUGAUGGAUCUCGGCUGGACCUGCUUCACUUUUGCUUGUUACAGGGCUAAUUCUUUAGGAGAGAUGCAAGCCUAUAGAUUUCUCUUGAAUGCAUUUGGUGCUGCCUACUAUCCUGUUACCCAAUAUGUAAUGGGUUGCUGGUAUGCGCCUGACGAAAUGAGCUCAAGAGUUUCCUUAUUUUUUUGUGGGAACAUGUUGGGUAGUGUCACUUCUGGUCUUUUACAAGGCCGGAUUUAUGAUAGUCUCGAUGGUCGCUAUGGGAUAGCAGGAUGGAGGUGGAUGUUUUUAAUUGAUGCGGUGGCAAUUUCGUUACCAACUGUAAUUCUAGGCUUCUUUUUGAUUCCUGGUAUACCAUCCAAAUGUUAUUCGUUGUUUUUAACAGAUGAGGAAAUAAUGGUUGCAAGGAUGAGGAACAAAAGGAAUCAGGUAAAUGACGGAGUGGAGACGUCGAAACUACAGUUAUUCACUGAUCGUAAACUCUGGAAAAAAGUCUUCUGUACUUCAACUUUUUGGGUCCUUGUCGUAUUCGACACGUGCUCAUGGAAUAACAUGACCGCGUAUAGUGGAUCGUUCGCCCUCUGGUUGAAAUCUAUUCCAACAUAUUCUGUCACCCAGGUGAAUAACUUAAGUGCAUUACCCGCUUCAUUGGGUUUUGCAUAUGUCAUCAUGUGCUCAUUUGGUGCUGAUUUGUUCCGCUGUAAAUGGGUUUUCAUGGUCUUCGCUGCGGUAAUGAACUCAAUCUCCUGUGCUAUCUUAAUAAAAUGGGAUGUUUCGUCAGGUGCUAAAUGGUUUGCAUUCCUAACAACCUAUUUUAGUGUAUCUGCAUCACCCUGUUUAUGGUCGUUCAUCAACGAUUUCUUACGCUUUGAUCCCCAAGUAAAGGCAAUAACAUGGAUAGCGAUUUAUUCCUUUUCUCAAUCAACAUACGCAUGGAUUCCAAAUCUGGCAUGGCCCACCACUGAAUCUCCCAAAUUCAAAACAGGCUACACCACCAGUUUAGUUUUCGGAGCAAUAUAUGGAUUAUGGACAUUUGUUGUCCUGUUCUUCUAUAAGCGGAACGAAAAGAGACAUGCCCUAGGUAAUGGCAUCAUCCUAUAUAAUAGCAGCAAAGGCGAGACCCCUCCAGAAUUUGUCCAUACUGACAUGGAACAGAGGAACAAUUAUUUCUACUUAAAGUAA
Messenger RNA from Kazachstania africana CBS 2517, 1764 nucleotides. It is a transcript of the gene VHT1, whose product is annotated as Vht1p. Gene Ontology annotation, molecular function: transmembrane transporter activity. The transcript has a single exon. The record is from RefSeq and is a predicted model, not a curated record. Bases 1 to 1764 code for a protein of 587 amino acids. Gene Ontology annotation, cellular component: membrane. Gene Ontology annotation, biological process: transmembrane transport. Lineage: Eukaryota; Fungi; Ascomycota; Saccharomycetes; Saccharomycetales; Saccharomycetaceae.